Messenger RNA from Drosophila obscura, 852 nucleotides. RefSeq names its product probable prefoldin subunit 2 (gene Pfdn2). Gene Ontology annotation, molecular function: protein folding chaperone. NCBI's taxonomy places the organism in Eukaryota, Metazoa, Arthropoda, Insecta, Diptera, Drosophilidae. The record is from RefSeq and is a predicted model, not a curated record. Gene Ontology annotation, biological process: protein folding. Bases 139 to 576 code for a protein of 145 amino acids. The transcript is spliced from 2 exons. Gene Ontology annotation, cellular component: prefoldin complex; cytoplasm.
UUUCUAAUGGUCUGACGGUAUAUUUUAUCGAAAGCCUCGUGCUUUGAAGGAAAAUUUAAUUUGCUAAACAAGCCGACUAGUAUUCGAAUUAACACUUGUAGUAUAUCUGGGGCGACUGUUUAAGGACUGAGCAUCAUAAUGAGCACCGAAUCAACGAAACCAGCGCCCAGCCAAGAGGCAAUUGUGGCCCAAUUCCAACAGCUGCGGAACGACCAGAGAAAUUUGGCCAACAACCUAAACACCCUGGAAAUGGACUUGAGGGAGCACAAAACUGUGAUAGAAACACUGAAGUUGGCCGAUCCGGACCGCAAAUGUUUUCGUCUGAUUGGCGGCGUCCUUUGUGAGCGGACCGUGAAAGAGGUGCUGCCGCAGCUGGUGGAGAACCAGGACUUCAUUGCCCAGACCAUUACAUUAAUCACGGAGGAUCUGAGCAAAAAGGGGACGGAGCUGAACAAGUUCAAGGAGGAGCACAACAUCAAAAUCCGUGGCGAGCACCUGAGCGCCGAGGGUGGCAAAUCGGAUGCGGAGAGCAGCGGCAGCAAGUCUGAGAACCGCAACGUUCUCGUCUCCAACUAGAGACGCAGAGAACCCAGCCAGCACGCAGCGUAUUUAUUGUGUCUAUGUAUGAAAUGAACUCUGCCGAGAUUUGCGAACAAUAACACUCAACCGAUCACCGGAUCCAUGGAUUGAAUACUGAAGUUCUAAUGUUAUAUGUAAUUUGUAGCUGUAAGGCGAAGUUCACACGCCCCCCACUCACAUCCCAAAUCUCUCAUUCACACGCAUAACACACCUCACCACAACACACCAGACCACACCACACACCGGCCCCGAAAGUAAAGCACUACUGUAACA